Molecule: messenger RNA, 3995 nt
Organism: Macaca mulatta (Rhesus monkey)
Lineage: Eukaryota; Metazoa; Chordata; Mammalia; Primates; Cercopithecidae
Gene: LRRC28
Product: leucine rich repeat containing 28
Cellular component (GO): cytoplasm
Molecular function (GO): protein binding
Source: RefSeq, a predicted model, not a curated record
UCCCUCUUCUCCAGCUCCCACUAGCGCGGGUUCCGCUCCGCCCCCGGGGCCCCGCCCCCGACGCCCGGCGUUCCGCCCCGCCCCCGCCCGGCUCCCUGCCCCGCCCCGCCCGCAGUCCCCCGCUUGCCUUCCAGCGCAGCUUGCGCUCCGGAGCGCUGGCUCUGCUGGCGCUAAGAAAUGGACCAAUUUUGACAAGAUAUAGUACUGCAGUGUGCCUGAUGGGAUAUAUUCAGUCAUGGCGUCCGAACUUUGUAAGACGAUCUCUGUGGCAAGGCUGGAAAAGCACAAGAAUUUGUUCUUAAAUUAUAGGAAUCUGCACCAUUUUCCAUUGGAGUUACUGAAAGAUGAGGGACUGCAGUACUUGGAGAGACUCUAUAUGAAAAGGAACUCCCUGACAACCUUGCCAGAAAACCUUGCUCAGAAGCUUCCAAACCUUGUGGAACUAUACCUGCACUCAAAUAACAUAGUUGUGGUUCCGGAAGCCAUUGGGUCUCUUGUAAAACUCCAAUGUCUGGAUCUUAGUGACAAUGCCUUAGAAAUUGUUUGCCCAGAAAUUGGUCGUCUGAGAGCUUUACGUCAUCUUCGAUUAGCUAAUAACCAACUGCAAUUCCUACCUCCAGAGGUUGGCGAUUUGAAGGAGCUGCAGACACUAGACAUUUCUACCAAUCGUUUGCUAACUUUACCCGAGAGGCUUCACAUGUGCCUUUCUCUGCAGUACCUCACUGUGGACCGAAAUCGUCUAUGGUAUGUGCCGCGCCAUCUCUGCCAGCUGCCCAGCCUCAAUGAGCUCUCCAUGGCUGGAAACCGUCUUGCAUUUUUGCCACUUGAUUUAGGUCGAUCUCGAGAACUACAGUAUGUAUACGUGGAUAACAACAUUCACCUGAAAGGCUUGCCAUCUUAUCUGUACAAUAAAGUCAUCGGGUGCAGUGGCUGUGGUGCUCCCAUUCAAGUUUCCGAGGUGAAGCUGCUUUCCUUUUCAUCAGGGCAGCGAACCGUUUUCCUCCCAGCCGAGGUGAAGGCCAUAGGGACGGAGCAUGAUCACGUCCUCCCUCUGCAGGAAUUGGCCAUGAGAAGUCUGUAUCAUACCUACCACAGCUUGCUGAAAGAUUUGAACUUUCUGUCUCCAAUCUCAUUACCCAGAAGUCUCCUGGAGCUGCUGCAUUGCCCUCUGGGGCACUGUCAUCGGUGUAGUGAGCCUAUGUUUACCAUCGUCUACCCCAAGCUCUUUCCCUUGAGAGAGACGCCAAUGGCAGGGCUGCACCAGUGCCCCCUGCUGGUGCCUUCUGCUGGUGCCUCCCACUGGCCUAACCAGAAGCUGGAGUUGAGGCAGCUUUGCUGGUAAAGUCUACAGAGGUCCCCUUCCUGGGCCACAGAGAAAGGCGGACUGUGUUGGGGGUGAGGAAAUAGAAGACAAUUAGCACAGGGGGUCUUGUGGAAACAACAAGAGACUGUUCUCCCCCUACCAGAGGAUAGCACUUCUGGCAGGAAAACAAGGCAUCUAGCAGCUGAAACUGUCCAGAGUGAGUCGGAGGCCCCCUGGAGUUUGUGACUCACUGCACAAAGGUGCCCAAACCUCUGAUAUGUGGGAAGACCUUUGAACUGUAUUAUUCAGAUUCUGAAAUGACCUCUAUGAGCAAUCUAUGUGUAUACAUAUAUUUGUAGGAUAAAUUCCUUAAAAUUAUGUUGUUUAAGCUCUGGUAUAUAUGUGUUCUGGCUAAAUUGGUGACAUUUUCUGUUACAUGAUUUUUAUAAUGGACUUCAAAUUCUAUGAUUGCACUGUUGGUUCUAGUAAGCAGAAUUCAAAACGUAAAGUGGAAAAGAUUUUUUUUUUCUUAGUUUCUGCUUUAGGGAUAGUAUAUCCUCUGAACACUGCUAUUAAAAUGAACAUUCACAUGUAUAUACUUCACCUGAUUCCAGUGCUCAGUUUUAAAAGGAAAUUUAAAUUUCUAUUAUGCAGUUUGUCGACCAUGGCUAAUCCUCCAUUUUAACAAAGAAAAAAAAAGAGACAGUUUUCAACAGAAAGAAUCAGAGACUUUAAUCUUGAACUCACAGUGUUCUUCUCUCCUUUUCCCCUUCCAGGAGGACAACUGUUAGUUUUGUGGCUUACUGCUGCUCCACCCAGUGUCUGCAGACUUUUGACCUGCUGAGUUGAUAAACACUCAAGAGCCUCAGGAGCGCUGCCAGCUUGACACUGGGGAAUCCAGCCAGUCCAGCACACUCUUCCAUUCUGUCCUGUCCAAUGCGGGGGCACUGCAGAACUCUCUGGAAAUGUCGUGAUUGAGCUUCAGAGCUAAAAUGCCUUCACCCUUCCCCCAAGUUGGAAUAUAUCCCCCAAAUUAAGGACCCGUUUGUCUUCUGUGUUUUUCCUUUUUAUGUGAGUGUGUCUUUUACACAAACCAUUUAGAUUGAUGGGCCUCCCCAAAUCUAAUUUAAAGCAAGUUUCAGGUGCCUGGAAAACAGUGAUUUGAUAAUCUAGCCAGAUUCCCUUUUGAACACGCAUACCUUCAAUGAUGCUUCCUCUCCUCUCCCUUGUUUUCCCCAGAGAGUUAUUUCCCUGAGAGCAUAUUCUCCACAGUGUCUCCAAUGGAAACUUGUUAGUUUUUGAGGAGUUUCAGAAAACCCCAUGGCCUCAAUGGUCUUGAGUAGCAGGGUGGGGUGCCUGAGUUGGCGGCAAAGUGAGGCUCCCAUGGAGGCUCAGUGAGGAUCCCAGAGCACACACCCUCUGGAAGUUCCAGCCUUGUUUAUAAGUUUUACAAUGUAGCAACAGACUUUUGUGAGGGAUUUUAAAAACAAAAAUGUAGAUUGUAAUAAAAUACACUUCUUAUUUUUUAAAAAUGUUUGCAGAAAAAUGAUUUUGAAAUUUUUUAUUUUUCUGAUAAGUUUUUUUUAUAUGAGAAGAAUUUGAGGAAUAUUUGAAGCUUUACAGGAUCUGAUUUUUUUUUUCUUUCUCAAUAUAAACAGUUUCCAUACAAUGAGAAAGGGGGGAGAAAACACACAUUGAAAUAAGACCUCAGUGUUCUUUUUUGAUGGGUUUAUGAUUAAGUUUAUACUGACUUUGAAAUAUUUUUGUCACACGUGAAAGACAGGCUUCAGCUACUUCCACUACUAGUUUUUAACAGAAUGAUUCUAAGUACAAGCUGUGCACAUUUACUUGGUCACCUGAUGCAUGACAUUGUCUUCAUUUUGACCCUCGUUUCUUGUAUACUUAGCAUACUGUCCAGAUGCAACUGAGAAAAUACAGGAAAAGCAGGUCCAAAUUCAGCCUUGGACUUCUGCAAAAGUCCAUAAACAGAAAGUCUGUGAGCCUCCACCCUGCCAGAAAGAACUGCUCUUCAUGAAGGAGUCACGUAUUUGCUCUUCCUUUCAAAGGAUGGCAUUUUAAUGUUGCUUUGCUGCCAGAUGUUCAUCUGGUUGCUGUGAAGUGAUUCUUUUUUUAAAAUGUUUUUUAAUGAUGUAAGUUUUCUAAAAGGGCUGAAUGGAGAACUAAGGAUUUUCUUGGUAGAAAAAUUAUAUUUUUUAAAUUUCAGACUUAUCAAAAAUUUGGUUGAUGGAAUUUUUAUUAGCCGCCCUGACUUUAUAAUGCUACGCUCUAACAGUGCCAAAAAUCCUACAUAGUUACUGACAAAUGUGUGAUCUUUUUACAGUCACACCACCUGCUGCCCGGAAAGCACACCAUCCACGUAGAAUGGAGAAGGCAGAAAGUUACCAUGUGUUCCCACUGUAUCUGCACUGUUCUUCCUCUUGUCCCUUUUCAUAACUUGAUCUAUUCAGCCUUAACAUUUCAAAGGCUUAUAGUAAAAUAGGAACUGAAGAUCUGUAUCAAAAUGUAACACUUUCAUCCUUUGGAAUAACUGAAGUUUUAACAUAACCUCUACAUGCAUAUAAGUUAGCCGGUGAAAAUGUGGCAUGAAACUUCACAAUUGUGCUUCAGGCCUAAGUGACUGCUACCUAUCAUUUAAGUGACAGUAAAUGUCUUGCUACAUUUUUCUAUUUCA